Carassius gibelio (silver crucian carp) is the source of this 2495-nucleotide messenger RNA. RefSeq lists its product as uncharacterized. The transcript is spliced from 4 exons. The record is from RefSeq and is a predicted model, not a curated record. The coding region runs from base 1007 to 1918 and encodes 303 amino acids. Lineage: Eukaryota; Metazoa; Chordata; Actinopteri; Cypriniformes; Cyprinidae.
CAAAUAUUAAAGGGGUCAUGACAUGGGUUUUUUUAUUUUAUUAUUAUGGUCCCCUAGGUGCAAUUAUAGUAUUACUAUAGUUAAAAAAAAAAAAAAACUUUUAAAAUGUAGUGAAUUAUGACAUUUUCCCACCCUGUUUCUCAUCCUUUGAUUCAAACAGUCUGUUUUGGGUUGUUUCCCCUUUAAGAGUUCAGUGUUAACGCCCACUGUUAUGAUUGGCUAACGACAUUUGACGGAACAUUUGCGGAUUGAGCGUAACUGUUUAGUAGCGAGUGAUGCAUUCGAAGCGAUGGCUCUUGCAAUGAUAAAACCUUAUAUGUUUGAGCCGGAAUCAGAUGAGGAAUCAGAGGAAAAUGAACCAUCACCACAACAACGAAGACUGGAUCAGCCCGUGUCCACAUGGAAAGUGAAACUAUUUUGAAUUAAUAAAAAAAUUGUAACCCGAGACACUUGAAAACGGUUUAUUGUUGCAUAAUUAUUCUAUAGUUUAAUAUGCUAACAGUUCAACAAUAUUUACCUAAUUUCAAUGAAAUGAUAGGGUGUACUGCGGACAAAAAUGCAUGCACAGGCCAUAUUUGAAGAUGCAGCAUUGAUAAGGCAACAUUUUUAAUCUUCUAUUACAUGUAGGCCUACUAGAAAGGCGACAUAUUUUCAAGAUUCUCUUAUACAAAUAAACUGCAUCCAUUUUUCCCUGACGUCAGGAUCUUUCGGCAGCGUAUUCAAAGAUGUUGUUUGUCCACAGCCAGGAACAGCACAUCUGCGUGGCAUUGUAAUUUUCCUGUACACAGACCCACUCGCUGUCCGUCGACUGAACACUUGUGAGGCGCGCAGCGCGACAACGAUCCGAAAUGAGCGUAGUUGUCUUGUGCUGGAGGCGGUCAUAUGCAAAUGGUUGGAACGUCACUUCGCACCGUGACGUCACUUCUUACCAUGGAUCCAGAACGAGCUGUAUUUAGAGCUUGAUUAAAUAAAUGGCUCGUUUAUAAUGGGGAGGACGUCUUAAGCUAUGAAACUUGCAGGACGUUUUAAUGGUACAAAGACCUCUUAUAUUCCAAAAGAUCAAGGCAAAUUUGGUUUCUCAUUUCAUGACCCCUUUAAAAGACCCAAACGAGCAGAAGUAAACUUUUUGCCCAACUUUCCCCAAGGAGAAAAUCCCUCAACUCUUGAACAGUUGAGACAGAAAAUUGUUGAUGAAAUGAAGAAAGCUGAGAAGAACUUACCACUUAUAAAAAAGAUGAUGCAAACCACCUUUGCUCUGCGGCGACAGACCAUAGUGAAGACAUGCCCACCAGUAAAAGAGCUCAUGGAACUCUGGCCUGCACUCAAAAUGGAAUCUGAGGUGUAUGCAGAGUUCCAACGGAUUACAAACGAGAACCUGCCCAACACAUUCUACUCUGAGCUUGACCGACAUCUUCCUAGACUGAUGACCCUGUUCAGACAGAAAGCAUCCAGAACCGGGAAGACAUCAGAUACUUUAACUGAAAUCCUAAGAAUCCAUGAUGACCAGGAGUUUCAUGACAUACACACCAAACGUGUCACUGUUCUUCAUGCGCUUCCUGUGUAUCUACGUGAGGACGUCUCUGGGUUUUUAAGGACCUGCAUGGACACAUCUGAUGAGCCAGAGCUUUUAGAUGUUGCAGUGGCCCUCCUCACAGUCAUCAAAGAUAAUGACACAAGUCCAGUUCACUUCCAGCCUGUGAAAAUCUCUGUUGUCAUCGAAAGUGAGAUUGUGGGCAGCCUCUCCAGAUUUGCUGAUGCCUUCCUGGUAAUGUUUGGACUAAUCUAUGCACUACACCUCAACUAUCCCAGGGGACUGACCAACACUUUUGAAUUCAUUCAAAAGAUUUUGCUUGGUCUUGAUGAGGGUAAACUGUCACCCAAGUUACAGAGUCUCAAAAAUGACUUGAUGUGUAUGUAGAAAUGUAUUGGAAAAAUUACUAAGGCCUGGCAGUUCCUCAGUAGUUCAAUGUAAAAACAAUUUGUGAAAAUAAUGGUUGAAAGGUUUUUGCACUUUUUUCCCCCAAAAUGUGCACAGUGUGCAUUUAUUAAUGUGCAGUUUUCAUUUCUAAAUGUUAUUUGUGAUUUUAAAACAGCUCUUGUUCUUUACAAUUGUUAAGUACAGCUGGGUAGUACUUGGUAACAAUGCAUGUAAUUUAGUUUUAAAUGGUUCAUGUUUUUGUAAAAGUUCAUGCAGGUUUGUGAAUUUGUAAUGUCAGAGAUGUGGUCUUAAUCAGUUUUUCAGGUUUUAUCAUAGUGCACCUUUUUUCUGUCUUUUAAAUGAAGUGUUAAAUAGGAAAGGACAAGAACUCAGCACACUGUAAUUUUAAACUGUUUAAGUUUGUUGAACUUAAAAUAUUUGAGGCAACGAGUUACAUCAAAAAAAUUAGUUUUGAUUCAUAUGAUUUUGAGUCUUGUGUUUUAAAAGGUUUGAGUAACUUGUACUUAAAACACAAAGACAAAGAUACUAAUAAAUAAUGAGUUCAUUCAACUUAAAA